Coregonus sp. 'balchen' is the source of this 18571-nucleotide messenger RNA. NCBI's taxonomy places the organism in Eukaryota, Metazoa, Chordata, Actinopteri, Salmoniformes, Salmonidae. The record is from the annotation of a GenBank genome assembly.
AUCAGCAGAAGGCAAGAGAGGCGGCAGCGUGUUUCUCUCACCGGUGUCUCCUUUCAGUGACACUUCCUCCCUAGGGGGUUAGUCAUUUAUAGUUGAAGCUUGGAGCACAGCUGGUACCCCAGGGUGUGUAAUGUCACGUAGGAGUUUCGAUUAUUUUAAAAUAUAUUACCAGACACAAAAAAACAAGUCUCAUUGUCCCCCGCCGCGCCUACCUUUGGACGGUCAGUAGCGGGCUCUCUUUGGUCAGUGUCGCUUGCACUCGGAGGCUGGCUUUUUGCUUUGGGACACUCGGAGGCUGGCUUUUUGCAUUGGAUAUGGGUGAAAUCUGCUCAAGGCGCGGGCAAUGACACAUGUAACAGGAUGAUGGACAAGGACGCUUUGAAGGGAGUCUUCUCUCUGUCAGUUGCAUGGUGUUUUCUGGUCUCAGUUUCUGGAAAGGUAUGUGUCUGUUUUAUCUUUCAUCGUCACUUUCGUUUUCUGUUUGCGAGGGGAUAUGAAUUGACAACAGAAAGGUAAGCAGGUAACUCACAUAUAACCUAACCAAAUUCCUUACGAUUUACAUUAAUUUGGGAACAUGUAGGUAGGUUAUAGACUUCGCGUAGUCUAUUGGCUAUGUAACAUACACCUAUGUGUAAUUGCAAAAUAAAUGCUGUGAGUGGUACCUUCCCGUGUGCCAGUAAACCCGAAUUCUGAGGUUAAACAAUCCAAAUUGGGUCACACACAUUCACCUGAAUAUUCACCUGAAUGUAUCCUAUUAGGCCUGCUCUACUGCUGCAGUGGAUCAUUGUUGAGCUUUCGCUUUUAUUUUUCUUCCAAUUAUUUUAUAGUGCCAUAUGUAUGCUACAUUUCACUAAGGACUUUGAUCCCAAGAAAACUUAAGAACCAGCAAUAGCCUUUAGCCUACCCUUAUCAGUUUGUUUUAUUGGGCCAGACUAUCACCUUAUCCUCAGCAAUUAAACUUGGCUUGCUGUUGUCAUAAGGUAGCCCAUCCUAAUAUACUGUAAAUACAGUAUCACUUUGUAAAACAAUUUGGAGAAAUAAAUGACGAGCUUUUCUAAAUACAUUUCUGAAGACUGACUGUGUGUGCUAAAGCCUGCACAUUAAGCGCACACAUCAAUUGGUAAAUACAACGAUGCUCUACUGUAUAAAUUCGGUUGAAUAGGACCCAAUUAUGUUUGUUCUCCGCCAGCGAUGUCAUUAGAUGACGAGAUAUAUUUUGGUCAAACCGCAACAUCCCUUGCGGGGGUCGUGCGUCAGAGUUAUCUCAUCAUGCGUUUUAUAGUCGUUAAAGCCACGCACACUAAGGUGUUUAAGAGUGAGCCACCAAGAAAAUGUUCAACAAUGGGGCAAAUGCAUUCAAUGAUAUCGUCAUACUUCCUUGCAAAUUAGCAAUUGAUUUAAAUAGCCAAUGACAUUCCUUGAGAGCAACAUUUUUGUAAAACAUGGUUCGAGACUGUAGGCUACAUCAUUUUUAAGUGACAACAAAAGCACACACAAUGGAGUAAAAUGCAACGGUUGUAGGUUACUUGGUUGCACUUUAUAACUUUCAAUGUUAAACGCUAUAAAUGCUUACAAAUUAUAAAUGCUUAUGAACUGUAAUGUUGAUUAAAUGCUUAUUCAUGUUUAUAAAUGUUUACAAAUAAUGAAAUACUAAUUUAUUAAUGUGUAUAAGCUACUAUUUAUGAAUAGUUUAUUAAGUCUUAUUAAUGUUAUUAUAAAGUGUUACCCAUUGACAACAGUGAAUUCAUUUUUAAAUAGGCUAAGGAACUACAGCAUCUGGUCCUUUCCCCCAACAAAUCCUUUUCGAGAACUCUAGCUUCUAGCUGCCCCUGUCUCCAUUAGAUUGACAGAUGCAAUUAUUCGAGUUCUGAUUAAGGUGCAGCUGUUUCCCAUGCAUGACAGUAUUGCUUUUAGUGGCCUGAGUGGGGAUAGUGGUGCCAUAAAGUAGAACCCUUUAACUUAACCCCUCAAUCAUUUAAUUGCUUUCUGCAUAGACAUUCUAAGCGAUGCCACCUGCUCCCGGCCUCAGUGGUAAAAAAGUAAUUGAAAACAGAAGAGAAGAGGGAUAAACAUGGUUAACACAGUGUAACAAUGCUUUUCACAGAUCUACAGAAUAGCAUAGAUAGGUUAUAGAGUAAAACCAUAUUUCUACAAGUAGGCUACAAUAUAAUACUAGAGAGAGAAAAAGUUGUUGUGUAUGAAGGCUGCAAACAAUCUGACAGGCUACUUAUGAACAGGCAUCCAUAACCUAAUGUGGAAAACUUGGUCUAAAUUAAAUAGGCCUGCAGCGUCAUAUUCUGUUGUCUUUUUUGUUGUUGUUGCAGGUCAUCUCUCAAGAUGGCUACCUAAAUGCUCUGCAGAGUGCAGGUAGACACCUCUUUUCCUCUUCCUCUUAUUUCUAAUAGGUCUUGAUUUCAUCCAUCCAUCAUUGUGAUUCUGCCAAGUCAUCCAAGGACAUGGAUGAAUGACUCAGCAGCACUAAUUUAAUAGCCUAAAUCAGGGAUGGGCAACUCCAGUCCUCGGGGGCCAGACUGGUGUCACACUUUUGUCCCAGCUAACACAGCUGACUCCAAUAAUCAACUAAUCAUGAUCGUCAGUUUAGAAUGCAAUUCAAUUAAUCAGCUGUGUUUGCUAGGGAUGGGGAAAAAGUGUCACACCACUCUGGCCCCCGAGUUGGUCAUCCCAGGCCUAAAUGAUCAACCUAGUGGGAUGAUGUGGGGUGUGGAUGUGAGAUGGCGAAAUGUUGUUUCAGCAAGAUUUCACAAUUUCAAAUAAAAAGCUUGAAAAAAAGCCUCCCUCCUCUGCUAAAUACGUUAUCAGCAAGUCCUUUGAUGUCACCAGCACUGCUGAUAAUCAGAAGGUGAUUCUAAUUGAGCCCCUGAAGGAUGGGAUGAAAUUCAGGCAACAAUCAACUCCCUCAUCAGUCUCUCUCUUUUGUUCUUUCUCUCUCUUCCAUUCUCGCUCUCUCUCUUUCCUUUUCUCUCUCUCUCUUUCCUUUUCUCUCUCUCUCUUUCCUUUUCUCUCUCUCUCUCUCUCUCUCUCUCUCUCUCUCUCUCUCUCUCUCUCUCUCUCUCUCUCUCCUCUCUCUCUCUCUCUCUCUCUCUCUCUCUCUCUCUCUCUCUCUCUCUCUCUCUCUCUCUCUCUUUCUCUCUCUGUUUAACAGUGGAAGAGGUCUGCUGGGAUUGUCACUCUCUUUAUCCACGGACAAAAGACACAUAACCAGCCCCCCACCCCCCUCCAUGAUUGUCUCAUGUUUAAGCUUUCAUUUAUGGAAAUGAGAGUGGCCCUGAUUUAAGAGCCCUGACAUAAUCUCUGAUAGACUCCCACUCUCCAUCAACCAGAUACUGUAUGUCUGUCUGGUCCUUGUCUUUGUGAAGUGACUGUUAUGUUAUGAGGUCUCAACCAGUCUGGCUCUUAUAGGUUGUUUCCGUUUGUGGCUCAACUAUAGACACCCAUUGGGGAUAGAAUGCAAGCUAUGUUAAGAGACUAUAGAGCUUAGUUAAACUGGGACGGACAGUGAGACAGUUUUAUGACACCCACGUGCAUACUGAGUUUCUUUCUCUCAAAGAAAAAAUUCAAAACAAUUCCACCUAGUCUAUCAAAGAUCAAGAUGGAGCUAUUACCAUAUUGCUCAUACCUAUCCAAUCCUUUUAGAUCUACAUGAAGUGACCAGGGUUUGGGACAAGGGGUCAAUCUGGAAUUGGGCAAAGUAUUGCUCCUUCAAGAUGUAUUUUCUCUCAGGCAUCAACCCUCUCCAGUCUUAAGUCACUAAGCCUGUGCGAAUGCGGACCAGCAGUCCCUCAAACAAACACAGACAGGGGUUAGGCCACUCGCUGGGCGAGUGUAGAUUUGCAAGGGAUCACUCACAGCUGUUAAUGUUUAUCCAGCGACACCUCAAAGGACUUGCCAUCCUUAAUCCACUGGUUUAGAGCGUUCAUGAGGAGGAGUUUAGGUGCGUGAAGAGGAUAUCUUCCUUUCCUGGCUGGACCCCAGUGCCCAUUUCCACUUACCUCCACUCUCCUAAGGGUUUAACACUUGGCUCUAGAGGAAUGUUAGCACGUCUCUCCUUCAUAUCCUAUACAGUACGCACACACCAUGGGCUGAGGUACUGCCAUAUCAGUUACACAUCACAGGAAGCAUGGGCCUAAAGGUAAAGAUUAUCCUACUUCUACUAAAGAUUGAUUGUUUGGCAGAUAAGCGCAUACAUAGCCCAUUGAAAAGGGGCUAUGUCAUAGUUGAUCUGGAUUUGCUUUAACUGACAUUCUCAAGCAAAUGUCUCCAUUAUUUUCAUGAUGUAUUACCAGACAUUGAUCCCUUGGAAAUGCAUGGGUUAUUUAUGGACUAAGUUCAGUGCUGGCUCUGGCUCUGGUUGCCAUUAAAUGUCUGCCUCUGCAUUAAACCACAGACCCUCCCCCUGUUUAAAACUCAAUCUGUGGACCAGAUGAAUGUGUUUAUUGGCCCACUGUUAUUCAUUGUGAUGGGUCAUCUUUACAAGUUUUCAGGUUGUCUGAAGGUAGCCCGCCACGCUCUGUGACUCAGCAAAGCAGACCUACACAAAUACUCUGGCCCCUGCACUGCAGCACCGUGCUGUCAGUCUGACCAGCCAGGUGGCUCACUCCUUUACCUCCGAGGAGAGAGAGAGAGGUGGAACCAAAAGAGAGAGAGACAAAGGAGAGGAAAUUGUGUGAACGCCUGCCUGAUUUUUUGUGACUUAAUUAUAAAACUCUGCUUUAAUCCCCCCAAUCACUUCGUCUCACAAAAAUGUGUAUCGCUAUACUGUAUUAACUAAGCUUCAACAGAAGCUCAUCCUUUGAUUAACCCCUUGUAUCUGAAUGUGUCUCUCCCUAGCUCCUCUGUCCUGUUCAGAAGGCUUCACUGAACUGGGCUACUACAACGGCUCUGUGUCUCAGACUGACUCUGGCUCGCCCUGCCUGAAGUGGACAGAGUUCCCAGACUACGUCCUGCAGUACCCAAGCCGGGGGCUGGGCGAACACAGCUACUGCCGCAACCCUGACCGUGAGUCCAACCCCUGGUGCUUCUUCCGCCAGAGCUCUGGAGCCAUCGGCUGGGCCUACUGCGACUGCCACCAGGGUGAGGAUUUACCGACUGAUACUUACUUCAAGGGAAUCAAUACUGCUGGGUAACUACCUGGAACCAGAUUAUUAAUAGUAGUGUAUGAAUUCCAAAGACACCAAAAAGUAAUUGCUAGGUAUCUUUGAAUCUUUGCAGUGGUUUUGGGGUGAUCAUGUUGCUCUGGCAGGAGAUCUAUGUCUCUGACUGUCUAGGGAAGCUACAGUGCAUUUGGAAAGUGUUCAGACCCCUUCACCUGUUCCACAUUUUGUUACGUUACAGCCUUAUUCUAAAAUUGAUUAAAUAAAAACAUUUACUCAUCAAUCUACAGACAAUACCCCACAUAAUGACAAAGUGAAAACAGGUUUUUAGAAAUAUUUGCAAAUGUAUUAAAAAUCAAAACAGAAAUACCUUAUUUACAUAAGUAUUCAGACCCUUUGCUAUGAGACUCGAAAUUGAGCUCAGGUGCAUCCUGUUUCCAUUGAUCAUCCUUGAGAUGUUUCUACAACUUGAUUGGAGUCCACCUGUGGUAAAUUCAAUUGAUUGGACAUGAUUUGGAAAGGCACACAUCUGUCUAUAUAAAGCAAAAACCAAGCCAUGAGGUCGAAGGAAUUGUCCAUAGAGCUCCGAGAUAGGAUUGUGUCGAGGCUCAGAUCUGGGGAAGGGUACCGAAAAAUAUCUGCAGCAUUGAAGGUCCCCAAGAACACAGUGGCCUCCAUCAUUCUUAAAUGGAAUAAGUUUGGAACCACCAAGACUCUUCCUAGAGAUGGCCGCCUGGCCAAACUGAGCAAUCGGGGGAGAAGGGCCUCGGUCAGGGAGGUGACCAAGAAACCGAUGGUCACUCUGACAGAGCUCCAGAGUUCCUCUGUGGAGAUGGGAGAACCUUCCAGAAGGACAACCAUCUCUGCAGCACUCCACCAAUCAGGCCUUUAUGGUAGAGUGGACAGAUGGAAGCCACUCCUCAGUAAAAGGCACAUGACAACCCGCUUGGAGUUUGCCCAAAUGCACCUAAAGGACUCUCAGACCAUGAAAAACAAGAUUCUCUGGUCUGAUGAAACCAAGAUUGAACUCUUUGGCCUGAAUGCCAAGCGUCACGUCUGGAGGAAACCAUGCACUGCUCAUCACCUGGCCAAUACCAUCCCUACGGUGAAGCAUGGUGGUGGCCGCAUCAUGCUGUGGGGAUGUUUUUCAGCGGCAGGGACUGGGAGACUAGUCAGGAUCGAGGGAAAGAUGAACGGAGCAAAGUACAGAGAGAUCCUUGAUGAAAACCUGCUCCAGAGUGCUCAGGACCUCAGACUGGGGCAAAGGUUUACCUUCCAACAGGACAACAACCCUAAGCAUACAGCCAAGACAACGCAGGAGUGGUUUCGGGAUAAGUCUCUGAAUGACCUUGAGUGGCCCAGCCAGAGCCCGGACUUGAACCCGAUUUGAACAUCUCUGGAGAGAUCUGAAAAUAGCUGUGCAGCAACACUCACCAUCCAACCUGACAGAGCUUGAGAUGAUCUGCAGAGAAGAAUGGGAGAAACUCCCCAAAUACAGGUGUGCCAAGCUUGUAGCGUCAUACCCAAGAAGACUCGAGACUGUAAUCGCUGGCAAAGGUAUGUCUGCCUCUCUGUCAGUCGUCUCCUGUGUUUUCCACCUAUCCAUCAGGCAGCUGAUAUUGUUCUCUCUGUGACUCCCGCCCUCCUUUGGGAGUGUAAAGGCAUCCACAUACAUAGGAGCAAACCGAACCUAGCAGAAUUCGGCUAGGUGAAGUGAAAGUCUGCGCUCGCAUAUUCCCUAAAGACCUUUGCUUAAAAAACUAUCAAAAUGCCUGAAAAAUCAAGAAAUCUUUAAUUAGUUUUGAUGUUUUUGCUUAGUCGCGCAAUUUUACAUCUAGCUAAGAUGUUUGGUACAGUACUUCUCAAUUGAACAUUUUUGCAUGAAAACUAGUAGUGCACUGCAGACAGUAGGGCCUAGCUGCCGCUGUGCUCUCUCGUUGAAUGACAGCAAACACUUCAUUGAAGAAUCCCGCCCAUAGUUCCCACCCCUACUGUUGACCAAUCACAGACGAAGGGGCAUAGACUUCGGCUACCGAACUUCGACUUGCUUCAAGAAAUUUAUUUGUGUGCGCGAACAGCCUGAAAAAACCCCUGCCGAAUACCAAAACGUCAAAAAUGGCAUCAUAAUAUAUGCUCAAACUGUUUUGACUAAGAAACAUGUGUCAGCCUUUACCCUGCUUGUCCAUUCGUGUUAUGAUGAGUUUCUCGGUUAUCAAGUAAUCAAGGAUGUAAGAAUAUACUUAGACACUUUGUAGAAAGUUAAUGCAAAUGUUUUAUUAGUCGGUACCGGGUUAGAUACAACAAGGGCAGAGCUUUGCCUCUUGCUGUUUCCAACUGACUCUAACAUUUACAUUUUUACAUUUUAGUCAUUUAGCAGACGCUCUUAUCCACAGCGACUUACAGUUAGUGAAUACAUAUUUGUUUUAUACUGGCCCCCCGUGGGAAUCGAACCCACAACCCUGGCGGUGCAAACGCCAUGCUCUAUCAACUGAGAUCUGGAGACUGGCUAGGCCACUCCAGGACCUUGAAAUGCUUCUUACGAAGCCACUCCUUCGUUGCCCAGGCGGUGUGUUUGGGAUCAUUGUCAUGCUGAAAGACCCAGCCACGUUUCAUCUUCAAUGCCCUUGCUGAUGGAAGGAGGUUUUCACUCAAAAUCUCACGAUACAUGGCCCCAUUCAUUCUUUCCAUUACACGGAUCAGUCGUCCUGGUCCCUUUGCAGAAAAACAGCCCCAAAGCAUGAUGUUUCCACCCCCAUGCUUCACAGUAGGUAUGGUGUUCUUUGGAUGCAACUCAGCAUUCUUUGUCCUCCAAACACGACGAGUUGAGUUUUUACCAAAAAGUUAUAUUUUGGUUUCAUCUGACCAUAUGACAUUCUCCCAAUACUCUUCUGGAUCAUCCAAAUGCACUCUAGCAAACUUCAGACGGGCCUGGACAUGUACUGGCUUAAGCAGGGGGACACGUCUAGCACUGCAGGAUUUGAGUCCCUGGCGGCGUAGUGUGUUACUGAUGGUAGGCUUUGUUACUUUGGUCCCAGCUCUCUGCAGGUCAUUCACUAGGUCCCCCCGUGUGGUUCUGGGAUUUUUGCUCACCGUUCUUGUGAUCAUUUUGACCCCACGGGGUGAGAUCUUGCGUGGAGCCCCAGAUCGAGGGAGAUUAUCAGUGGUCUUGUAUGUUUUCCAUUUCCUAAUAAUUGCUCCCACAGUUGAUUUCUUCAAACCAAGCUGCUUACCUAUUGCAGAUUCAGUCUUCCCAGCCUGGUGCAGGUCUACAAUUUUGUUUCUGGUGUCCUUUGACAGCUCUUUGGUCUUGGCCAUAGUGGAGUUUGGAGUGUGACUGUUUGAGGUUGUGGACAGGUGUCUUUUAUACUGAUAACAAGUUCAAACAGGUGCCAUUAAUACAGGUAACGAGUGGAGGACAGAGGAGCCUCUUAAAGAAGAAGUUACAGGUCUGUGAGAGCCAGAAAUCUUGCUUGUUUGUAGGUGACCAAAUACUUAUUUUCCACUAUAAUUUGCAAAUAAAUUCAUUAAAAAUCCUACAAUGUGAUUUUCUGGAAAAAAAAUUCUCAAUUUGUCUGUCAUAGUUGAUGAUGAAAAUUACAGGCCUCUCUCAUCUUUUUAAGUGGGAGAACUUGCACAAUUGGUGGCUGACUAAAUACUUUUUUCCCCACUGUACAUUCCCUCUUUAUCUACUAUAAUAGCAUCCAAUGCUAUGUGAUUAUCACUUACAUAGUCUAAUGAGUAACAUCUCAGACCCAAUUGCUUAAAAACCCAUGAUUGUUAAAAGAUACAAUGUUCAACUCCGACUUUGUCCUCCUACUAUUCCUAAUAUGACAAACACAUUAUAACACUCUAUUUUCACUCCCUGUUAAAUCAUUACAUCCCUAAACUAUUCAUGCUUUAAGAAUUCUAUCAAAAUCAGAUCAUAUAAAAAUAUCAUAACCCCAUGAUAGUAACCAAUUAAGUACUUGCCUAUCAACAUAGAUAUUUACCACUCUAAACAUCCAUAUCAAUAUCACCCAAUACUUCAAAUGUAUAUAAUGACUAAAAGGCUAAUACGUUAACCCAAUUAAUCAACAUAUUCAUGAUUUCAUUCACAAUCCUCACAUUAACAAACAGUAUGAUUCAACAAUGUCUACUCAAAAUAAAUCAUAUAAGUGUAUCCUAAGACAUUACCAUAAUGUAUCACUGUUUUUAACCCAUAAUAUAUAUAUAAAACAUUUCUCAAUUGUACAAUAAAUAUCCUUCAUUCUGAAAAUAAUUAUACUAAUACAUACUAAUGAUUCACUUAAAUUACUCAUUCCUCUUAUAAAUUAUAACCAACCAAAUUACUUAACUCAACCUAAUUUAAAAUGACAAUCCUUAUUGAUUCACUUUAUCCUUAUCAAUGAAAAUUAAAACCCUCAACUUUAUCACCCAUUACAACUGUCAGAAUGUACACUUAUAUUAACAUACAGUAUAAACAUCCAUAAAUCAAUUAUGACUUUCCUCAUCCUGAUAAUAAAUACAGAUCAUUAUCUCAAUGCAUUCUUAAUACUAUUAAUUUAGCAGUGUAUAUACCUACUACCCAAAUUAGCAAAUUUAGAUUAAUCCAAUUUUAUUAUCAACACAGCUAAGCAACCCCUUUUUCUCCCGGCACUUAAAUCUUCUGGCGUCUCUUCAUUAUGUUCUUCAGACAUCUUCACAUUUCAAAAUGACUUGCCCAUGACAAUGUCACAACUACAAUGUCUCAUUCGAGUCACCACCAACUCCACAACCUCAUUUUUCUUGUCCAUUUGCCAACCAUUAUGCCCACAACAUAAAAAAUGUUGCAUUUGAACAUAUAUCUCUCCAUUAUCACUCAAUGGUGGACUCCUUUCCCACUCCUUCAAUAUAAUAACAUGAGAAAAUCCUUUGAUACCUUUGAUUGGUUGUUGUAGACAUGUUGCAUGUAGAAGUGGUAUUUUACAAAAACGUCUUCAACGCCUCUGAUAUUUAUCUUCAGCCGGUUCAUAAGUUUGUUACUUUUAUUUCUUUAGAUUCACACCAUGCUAGUCCAAAUUAUCCCUGCCAUGCAUCAAGACACCAUCUGUAUUUAUCUCACUAGAAGACAAACAUAACAUUUUAAUUGAUUACAUUUCUAAUCCAAUAAAUCCAUACAAUCAUUGACCAUAUGACAAAUUAUUAUGUUUUAACAAUUAUUCUUAAUACCAAUUUCUAAAUACUUCCCAAUUUCUGUUCACAUCGCUCUGUGUAGCGUCCUUCUUGCGUCGCACCAAUAUGGAUUCAAGAUUCACUGCUGCAACGAUACACAAGCAUAAACACAAAAACAAUGCUCCACAGUGGCAGUUCCAUCUUCCUCCUCUGAUUUUUAACACUCCUACCGUGGGACAAAUAUAUGCACAAAUCUCUCUAUCUAAUGUCACCUCCAUUGAGGUAGCCAGCAACACCUAGUACUAACCACUCCUUCUAGAUUCUGUCCAGCUCUUACUUUUGUAAUCCUCCACUGCCACAUAGUCACCCAUGCACAGAAAAUGCCCAGAUACUUCUUUCAUGUUGGCAGAGUUGCCUUCACCUUUUUGAAAGAAAGUCUGCAUAACAUUGUUAGUUGAGACACAGUAUGCUACUUUACGCAGUCUACUUAUCAAUCAGUCAGGAAAAGCCUUGAUUAGGAAGUGCACAUUCUUGCAUCUUGUUAUAGUCACUAGUUUCCAUAGACAUGCCUCCACUACAUUCUACCUUAUACCACAAAUACAUUUUCACCUAAAACAUUUAAUCUAACCCAUAACACAAUAAUUACUACUGCUCAUAUUCUUACUACAAUAUGCAAAUGUACCAAUAAAUCCUCUUACCAUCAUUAUUACCCCCUUUUCUGAACACAUGAGUCACAACGUGAUUCAUGCUUUCAAAAACAAAACACCAACAAUGUUUAUUAAACCAUAAUAAAAAUGAAAUAAAAAUGACAACAUUUGAUAAUACCUCAACUUACUUCUAUCCCGUAAAGUAACCCAAGAUUAGUACAAUUAACUAGCAACAGGUAUCCCCCAUUCAGGGAAAGCUCUCUCUCUCUUUUGAUAUUUUAUGGUUCGAAUCACAUAUAUUAUUACCAAAUUAUAAACUUCUUCACAAUUUUCAGUUUUAUAAAUUACCCUCAACUCGGUAAAAUAAACUAUCUUAAAGUCCUCUUCUCAUUGUCUUUAGAAUUACCAGUGUGGAUGAUCAAUUCACACUAGAAAGUCAAAACAGUGUUCAGAGGUCCUUGAAAUCAUUCAACGCAAUGUUCCAUCCUAUAGUAUACUAAACAUUAGAACCAUUCAAAACAUUUCAUAAAUGUUACUUAUCCCAAGUGUACAUUAAGUCCUCAUGACAUUUCUUCUCAUAAGAAAUCAUGUAUAUAAGCAAAACUCAAUCAAAAAAAAAAAACUCCAUAAAAUUCACUGUGUGUGCUCCUUUAAGACUUAUCACCUUUGACCUGUUGAAAACCCCCUAAAAUCAAAAUAACUCCUUAUAAACAUCAUACUAGGUGUGUUGUGUUUUAUUUGAAAAACCCAAUUGAAAACAACAAACAAAAAUAGCCAGGCCUUAAUUAAUUUGGUAGCUCCCUUUUACGACCUAAAACUGCCUAACUUCACUAAACUGCUCCCCCUAGCCCUGGGCAACAUUCCAAUGAGAUAAGGCAAUCCCCUUUCUCCUGGAAGAGAAAUUAUACAUUUUGUUAACAUUCAAUUACAAUCAAUAAUCCAAAAAUAGUAAGUACACACAAAACAUGAUACAGAUAUACACAGUCCUAUCUCAUCAAUAAUCGUUUGUAUCAAUCUAAUUACUCAUAACUACUCCAUAAAAAGAUUAUAUAAAAUCUCUCAAAAGAUGAAAACCACUCAUAUUUCUUGAGUAUACAAUGAUUAUGUUUAAUUGAUUACCGUUCAGAUCAUAUCCUCUUUAAAUCUCACAAUGAUUAUUGAACCCCUAAAUCUGCUCCAUGUGAAUUAGCCAACCGUCUGUCUUUGUACUGGUCUGUCAGCAACUUGCUUGUAUGUAGAUAUGCCCGUGUUGAGAUAUGUUUGCAUUAUCUGUCUGUCUCUUUUGAAUUCUCCCAAGCUUUCUCUUUCAAACGGUUAACCUUUCUCAGGGUUUGUAGCCGAUUAGAGUUAGGGUGUAUGUGCGUGAAUGUGUGUGUGUUUGUCUGGUGCGUGCCUGUCAGGUUGGAAUAUGUAAGUGUUACAAGACCCGCAAACCAAGGAUAAUGCAAUUAUCCUGAGAUAAUCACACCUGUUGGAUUUAUGGUUUACUUGGGAGCACUUUGUCGGUCUGUCUGUUUCUGAUGGGUGUGAGAGAGAGAUGUCCCACCUGUCAUUUCAAAUGAUUUCACAAUCUCUGGUGCUGUUCCAUACCUUAAUGCCCUCUCUCCUCUCCCUCCUCUCCAGGAGCUGCCAGGUUGUUAGGUGGGUCCUCCCCUCAGAGCGGGCGUCUGGAGGUAUACCUAAAUGGCCAGUGGGGGGCGGUAUGUGACACACACUGGACCGACCGCGAUGCCAGUGUGAUCUGCAAACAGCUUGGACUGGGGUGAGAGCUACUGAGAUACUUGUAUAACUGCUUCUUGUGUGUGUGUGUCAAAUUCUACCCUCCACUCCUGACUGUCCACCUGUCUUUCUCUCUCCACCCAUCCUGUCUUUCUGUCUGCAGUGAGAUCGGCACGGCCCUCCAGCACUCCUACUUCGGGCCUGGCUCUGGACUCUUCCACUAUGAACGCCUUGGCUGCCGUGGCAAUGAAAACUCUCUGCUGGAUUGCAGGAGUCGGAAGUUUGUCACCAGUGACUGUAACCAUGGCAAUGAAGCGGGGGUGGUGUGUGCUGCACCUGAAGGUGAGGGUGUUGGAGAUUUCAAAACAGCCAUUGGUAUAAAGCAUACAUUUCUCACAAGUGCUACACAUACAGUAUAAAUGUAGUACAUACUAUACUGGUAGGCCUAGUACACGUGUAGAGGUAUCUAAAGUUGUGGAGAGCCACUUCCCCUUUAGUUGAGUAAGACAGUGAUAGAGAGAGACUGUUGUCCCUCUCUCUUAGAGCUCCAGUGUCCUUCUCCCACCUCAGUCAGAGCUCCAUAACACAAACACUGCAUGGCUAGAACAAGAACAGUCUCUUCUGAUGUUGCCUGCCUAGUCAUUCACAUAGCUUUUAGAGCUCUCUGAGCCUGCCAGCACGCUCUCGCGGCUUCUACAGCACUCAUGUCAUGGCAUCCCAAAGGGGCAUAGGGAACUACAACAGCAGUGUGUGUGUGUUUGUGUGCCUCUGCGUGUGUGUUAGAAUGAGGGUACAGAGAGGGGUGCCCAGAAGAGCAGGCCCUGGUGAUAUAUUUAGCGUGGUGCAGUGAAUUAUUCAGUCUGGAACAUUAAGAGGGAGAGAGCUAUCUGAGAGCCCUGAGGCCCUGCUAGGGGGUUGGGAGAGGUCCCACAGGGCACACAUAAAGCCCCCCCUACCCCAAACAACCUCCCCACCUCCUCAACUUCUCUGCCAGGGUUGCUCACAUACUCAGAUUGCAUAACUGAUCCCCACCUCUUUCCUUCUCCCUGCAUCCCGCACAUACUUAUACUUGCUGUAGUUUCAAAUGACUUGCUGGAGCUUUGAACCAAACUGAGCCAGGGUUAGGGGUCACUGCGUUCCAACAGUUCUGUGGUUCAGAUCACUUUAUUUAUCAUGGCACUGGGCAAGAGGUUAUUUACAUUUGCAUUCAUCAAGGACACCAUAAGUGGACAAGGAGAUAACUUAGAAGAACAGUGGUUUCUAUUGUAACAUGAUGCUAACAUGUUCUGCCUAGUAACUGCUUUCUGCUGUAUUUCUCAGGCAAUGGCGCCCCCUUGAGGUUGGUAGGUGGCCUGGAGGACUUCGAGGGUCGUGUGGAGGUGUACCAUGAUGAGAGGUGGGGCACCAUCUGUGAUGACCAGUGGGAUGACAUCGAUGCUGAGGUGGUCUGUCGGCAGCUGGGACUGGGGUGAGCAGCACUGGGGUUCUGAUGGCUCAGUUGGUUGGAGCAUGGUGCUUGACUUGCAGGAAGCAUAUGGGUUAUUAAUGUGAUUCCCUCCGCUAAAUGUGACCCAGUUCCUAUGUAGGUAUAAACUAGAGGUGAAGCCCUAUCAGUGGUUGCAAACAGUAAGGGUUCCCAGGCAUGAAGUUGCCCACCAACCAAGGCUCUCUGCUCUCCACAAAGCUGCAUGCACUCCUGCUAGGAUAGCCUUAUUUACACUGCUACAUUCCCACUGAGUGAACUAUAUUAAUAUAGAUGAACGGAAGGCAUGAAUAUUUGAUGGCCUACAGUGUUUUGGGUUGUUGCUCUGCUGGAGAGGAGCCAGCUGAUCCAGAUCAUUCAGAAGUCAUCGUUGCUCUUAGCAGAUCACCCACAUGUAGCCACGCACACACACACAAAAUGAGUGGCUUACAGUACAAAGAGUGGAUAAACAAAAAAACAGAGUGGAUCGGUCUCAGGACUCAUUUCAGAUCUUCCACUGGUCAUGAAUAAUUAAUUUCUCCAUUAUACUGACUAUAUUUGGUGUAUGUGAGUGUUCAACAGAGAUUGGUGUUUUUGUGCAGUGUAAAUGUGUUUCUCUGUACAGUACGUGUAAGGCCUGUUUACUUGGUGGGAAUACAUUUUCUAUGUGUACAUUGGGAUGACCCUUGAGUGGUUGCCAUAUAUUGCAUACGUUGUCCAUAUAUGGUGUUUGUAUUUCUUGUGUGAGUUCAUAUGGUCAUUGUGCAUGCCUGUGUGUGUGUCCACUCAGGGGGGUACCGAAGGCAUGGACGUGGGCCCACUUUGGCCAGGGCUCUGGGCCCAUCCUCCUGGACGGGGUGCAGUGUACAGGCAACGAGCUCUCCCUGGAGGAGUGUCCCCACAACAACUGGCAACAACAUAACUGUGACCACAUGGAGGAUGCUGGAGUGUCCUGUAACCCAUAUACAGGUCAGAAGUCAGGACAGGGCAGGAACGCUAUGUGUAUGUAAACACCCAGAACAUACACAUAUUUGUAUGCAAAACACAUGCAUGUCUCAUAUACUCUGUCUCAUACACUCUGUCUCAUACACUCUGUCUCAUACACUCUGUCUCAUACACUCUGUCUCACACACACACCGUGUUGCAGAUGGUGUAGUGCGGCUGGUGGGGUCUGACAGUCCCUGGGAAGGUCGUCUGGAGGUGUACCACUCUGGGGACUGGGGUACGGUGUGUGACGACAACUGGACUGAGCACCACGCACAGGUGGUCUGUAGACAGCUGGGCUUCAGGUGGGUCACCAGGAGUCCUUAAAUGUACAAAUACAAUCUGAACAUGGGAAUUAGGUGUAGCUGUAGUAGGAGUGUAGUGAUACUGUAGUAAUGGCAUGUUCUGUCCAGCAGAGGGCGUGCAGAGGUGGCAUCAGACGGGCUGUACGGGGAGGGCACAGGGCUGAUCCUGCUGGAUGAGGUGCAGUGUAAAGGCUCAGAGGGCACCCUGCUUGCCUGCGGGCACGCCGAGUGGGGGCGCCAUGACUGCUCCCACAGCGAGGACAUAGCGGUGCGCUGUGAGAGGGGGGGAGAGACCAAUGAGGUGCUAGGGCUGCCACGCAUCGCAGGUAGGCCAACUAACUGGACCCACUGAGUUCCUAUCCACAUAUCUCUGUUAGAUGUCUAUCUCUUCUGGUGAAUAUGGCAAAGGAAAAUUACAAUUCAAUAUUGUUAUUGUAAUACAUUGUGGUUCUCUGAUCUGGCCCCAGGCCCUCUGGUGCGACUGGUUGCUGGAGAGAGCCGGAAGGAGGGGCGUGUGGAGGUGUUUCUGAACGGCCAAUGGGGGAGCGUGUGUGAUGACGGCUGGAAUGACGUCAACGCUGCAGUGGUCUGCAGGCAGCUGGGAUUUGUGUAAAAUAUGGAUUCUCUCUGUUUCUCACAGUUACUGUAUCAUAUAUCCUUUCCCUCAUCUGCGGUAUACCUCAUACCUCAAAGUCAAGUAUGUGGUUAGACACCUGGCGUUUCCCUAUCUCUGAGUGAUCAACUCUUCCUUUAACUGCCAUUCAGGAGAUGAGGACAUUUUGGAAUAUUGAGAUUUACCUUCCCCGUGUCUCUUCCUCAGUGGGGUGUCGAAGGCUCGCUCCAUGGCAUAUUUUGGAGCGGGCAAGGGCCCAAUCUACCUGGACAAUGUGAGGUGCACAGGGGUUGAGGUGUCCCUGGGGGAGUGUCCGGCCGAGGGAGAGGAUGCCCAUGACUGCAGACACAGCGAAGACGCAGGGGUCAUCUGUGACUAUGUCCCCGAGCCGGUGGGAGACGGCGCGAUAAUAACACAGACCUGCGGCAUGAGGCCAAACACACAGCGCCGCAGGAGGAGGAUAAUAGGAGGGGACAAGUCAAUUAGGUACACUGUAAACACACACACAAACAUGCACAGGCAUAUAGGAUGAUCUGACAAACACACACACACACACACACACACACACCCACACACACACAUAUGGUUAUAUUACUUUGUAUCACUGCAUAGAUACUGUACAUGUAAACACAUGCACAAGUCAAAUUAUCACAUCAUCAAAUCAACCAUGAUCUAUUUCUAUGUUCUCUCUCCUCCCCUGGUUGUGCUGUGGUAGGGGGGACUGGCCAUGGCAGGUGUCUCUGUGGCUCAAGUCCCAGUCCAAAGGGAACCAUCCACUGUGUGGAGCCACGCUCAUCAACUCCUGCUGGGUCCUGACUGCCGCACACUGCUUCAAGAGGUGGGACACAGAGACAUCUAGUGUCCAAUGAUGGAAUUGCAGGGACUACGUUAUAAAAAUGACGUGUGUUUAGCCUACAAUAAUGAUCUAUCAAGAAGCUUGUCUAUGUCAAUAAUUGUAUAAAAUCUUCUUAAUAAGAGAUUAAUGACAUGCCACUGAUAAGUGAAACUUUCUUGAGUCACUGUCUUGAUCUUUUCAGCUCAAAUGUGUUUUUCUUGGCAGGAGAUAAUCAGUCUUCUUUUCAGCUUGGCUUCAACUUCCUCAGACCUUGAUUUCCUGUCUCCUCUCCUUUUCCUCCUUUCUCUCUCUCUUCUCUCCCUGUCUCCUAGGUUUGGCAGGGACCCAUCUCGCUACGUGCUGCGACUGGGUGACUACCACACGGAGGAGAGGGAUGACUUUGAGCGCAGCCUGUCCCCGGAGCGCAUUACCAUCCACAGGAAGUACCACAGCCAGGGCUGGGAGUAUGACAUCGCCCUGCUUAGGCUGAAGGGCACCGAGGGCAACUGUGUGGCCUUUAACCCUCAUACCAACUCAGCGUGCCUCCCUGCGCCUGGCAACAAGUGGGGCAAGAGGCCAGCCGCCUGUGUCAUCACAGGGUGGGGCAUCACAGGUACUGAACACGAGCCUCUCUGUUACGGAGAGUUUCUUGUGUGUUUACAUUGGAAUCAGCCAUUUGAUCUGCAUUGCAUUAUAUUUUAUAUGACAGAACAUUUCCAUUUAUUUUGGCUCCCUCUCUCUUAUCUCUCUGUUCAUCCCUCUCUCUCUCUCUCUCUUCUCUCUCUCUCUCUCUCUCUCUCAGACUCUGAAUACUCCCGUACUCUGCUGCAGGCCUGGGUUCCCCUGCUGCCCUCAUGGAAGUGUAAGAAGCGAUACGGCGAGCGCUACACCAGCCGCAUGCUGUGUGCGGGCAGCCUGUCAGACCGUCGGCGCGUGGACAGUUGCCAGGGUGACAGCGGUGGUCCCCUGGUGUGUCAGGGAGAGGGGGGCCGCUGGGUGCUGACGGGGGUAAUCUCCUGGGGUCAUGGCUGUGGUGACCCCUCCUUCCCUGGGGUGUACACGCGGGUCAGCAGGUUCCUGCGCUGGAUUGACCAGGUCACCAACAACCCUCCAAGGAUCUGACGCUGCCACUGUGCCAUUGGACAGCCAGUGUUAUCAUGACUUUGGGGUCGAGGGAGUGGUGGGGGGAUUAAAGGAGCAGUGACCGGUUAGAGAGGGUUACCACAUCCUGGUAUCUGCUCAUGAUCUCACCCAUAAAGUUGCACAUCCAGCAGAGCGCUUUUAAGUCACUUUUUUUUGCAUACACUUGGAGAGCCUGUAAAUGGCAUUGUGCAUUCUUGAUUGUGUGGAAUUACCACUUUGAUGAGAACAUUUAAUGCACCAAUGGUUCAAUUUUGAGAGCCAGACUGCAUAGGUGAAUGACAUUGCACUAGAAUGCAUGCCAUACUAUCACACUGCGACACCUGUGAAAGGCCAAUUAAUGGUGCCAAUGGGAGUAAGUCUAGUCAGAAGCGUUAGGUGGAGUAUCUUUAAGGUACAAUAUUGUACAUUUACAGUACAUACAGACAUGUGGCUUCUAAAUUAAUAUUGUUUCAUGAACAUUCCAGUUGUGCAUGCAUUAUAACUUAUACCUAUACUAAUGUGCUCCACUAUUGAUUGAAACAAUUGGCCAAAUUGGUCAGCGUACAGAUCGCUGGUUUAGACCAUAGGAGAGGCAUGAGUGGGCCUUUAUGAGGCUCUGUACAUGUUGCAAUGAUGACAUGGC